Zonotrichia albicollis (white-throated sparrow) is the source of this 633-nucleotide messenger RNA. The record is from RefSeq and is a predicted model, not a curated record. NCBI's taxonomy places the organism in Eukaryota, Metazoa, Chordata, Aves, Passeriformes, Passerellidae.
AUGGUGGAAGGUGUCCCUGCCUAUGGCAUGGGUGGCACUGGCCAUGACCUGCACUGGAAGUUCACCCCAGAUCUUCUGCAGCCACCAGAGGAACAGCAGGAGGAAAUGGCUGCAACUGGCCCUGGGAUCAGCCUUCCUCCCUGCAAGACCCACAGACUGGCAGAGAUUGCUGAGCUGAUCACCUCUGCUCUCUCCUCAGCCAGCUGCAGGGAAAGGCUGGUGCUGGCCUUGAAGAAGGAAAGCCUCAUUUCCAAACUCUUACAGCUUUUCCAGAUCUGCAAGGGGUUACAGCUCAGACGGGGCUUGCAGCAUUUGUCAGCCAUUAUACAAGGAAUUCUGUGUCUCAACCAAGCAGCUCUGCUGGAGGUGAUGCUGUCCCAGGAGUGUAUCAUGGAUGUGGUCAGAUCCCUCGACUAUGGCCCCUCUCUGGCACAGCCCAAAUGGCACCAGCAGCUCCUGCAGCAAACAACCCAGCUGAAGGAGCUUCUUCCCAUCCGAGACCCUGAGCUCCAGCAAAAAUUCCACCAGGUGUUCUGGGCACAGGAUAUUCAGGCUGUCAUCUUGGCCAAGGCAAGCUGGGCUGGGAGAGGGUUCUCUGCCCAGCCUCACCUCCUUCAUCAGCUGCAGGAAUGA